AUGGUGAAACGCUACUGCCGUUGCUGCAUAAUGAAGAGGCUGUGUUUGAACUUUGCCAUCACCAGUCUGUGGCUUCUUCUUUCAGCGGUCCAAGAAACAGCUGAGCCCUUAAACUUUCAGAGCCAACAAUGGAGGGAGGAAGAAAGAAGAAGAGGAGACACUGUGGAGGCUGCUUUGAAAGUUAAACACAUUUCCAAAGACUUACAGAUCAUCUCUACUAAACACAAAACACCUGCCUAUGGCUCCCUUGGCCCAUAUGGGUGGCCUCAGAACUUCUCCCAAGCCCUGGAUCAGUAUCUGUACCGCUCUUCUUCCAAAUCCAAACCUCCAGCUAAAACAUCCACAAAGGCCAAGAAGAUCCUCGGUUGGGGGGAUUUUUACUUCAAUGUGAAAACCAUGAAGUUCAGCCUCCUAGUGACAGGGAAAAUUGUUGAUCAUAUCAAUGGCACAUUCAGCGUCUAUUUCCGUCACAAUUCAACCCAUCUGGGGAACAUAUCGGUCAGCAUCGUCCCACCUUCCAAAGCUGUAGGAUGGGAGAUUUUGGAUUCGACAGUCCAGGGCAUUCACUCGGUCCAGGUUUCAGAUCCUACAUUCCAGUUCCGUAGCACAUCUCAGUCCACCAGCUCAACGCCUUUGGAGCAUCAGAGGCAGCAGCAAGAUGUGAUUAUGGUGACUGAACUUAACUGCCGGAUAGAUUACCAGAGAACUAAUCGGUCCAAGAAGACCAAGCCCUGUAUGUAUGAUCCCGGGCAAACCUGCUACUCAGAAAACACCCAGUCCCAAGCAGCCUGGAUCUGUGCCAAACCCUUCAAGGUUAUCUGCAUCUUCAUUGCUUUCACUGGCACUGAUUACAGACUGGUGCAGAAAGUCUGUCCAGACUACAACUUUCAGACCGAGCAGAAUCACCAGCAUUUUGGAUGA
Cheilinus undulatus (humphead wrasse) is the source of this 921-nucleotide messenger RNA. RefSeq names its product neurexophilin-2-like. Gene Ontology annotation, molecular function: signaling receptor binding. The record is from RefSeq and is a predicted model, not a curated record. NCBI's taxonomy places the organism in Eukaryota, Metazoa, Chordata, Actinopteri, Labriformes, Labridae. The transcript has 2 exons. The coding region runs from base 1 to 921 and encodes 306 amino acids.